Molecule: messenger RNA, 2567 nt
Organism: Episyrphus balteatus (marmalade hoverfly)
Lineage: Eukaryota; Metazoa; Arthropoda; Insecta; Diptera; Syrphidae
Gene: ClC-b
Product: H(+)/Cl(-) exchange transporter 7
Exons: 12
Coding region: 168-2501 (777 amino acids)
Biological process (GO): chloride transport; transmembrane transport
Cellular component (GO): lysosomal membrane; intracellular membrane-bounded organelle
Molecular function (GO): voltage-gated chloride channel activity
Source: RefSeq, a predicted model, not a curated record
CGUUCUAUCUCCGUUCUCGUCUUUGCAUAGAAUUUGAAGGUUCACAUACUGCAUUUCUGCAUCCGGAACGCCUCCAAAAGAUAAAGUUUUACGAUAAAAAUAAACAAUAAAUAUAAUUAAAAGUUUGUUCUAAUGCUUUUGUAAAGAACAUUCAACAUUUAGUAAGAAUGAAAUCAAAAAAUAAACACAUAACUCUCGAUGAAAGUUCAGACGAAGAACCAAUUCCAACAAACGAUGAAGAUGAUCCCAUAUUAAGGAAUGAUGUUCUACCUGCUGCUCCAUCAGGAUCUUUAGCAACUGGCAGUCGUUCACCACAAGCCGAUGUUGAAAAUCCAACUUUUGCAAUAACUUUACAAACUGCAUCAAAUCAAAACAAAGAUAUUUACGAGAGUCUCGAUUAUGAAGUUUGUGAAAAUGUUUUACAUAAAAAUGAACAAGAAAAACGAACUGAACGAUUUUCGCCACGAAAAGACAUCGUCAGAUGGCUUAUUUUUAUACAAAUUGGUGUGAUUACAGCUUUAAUUGCUUGUGGCAUUGAUAUUGUUAUUGAAGAGCUGUCCAGGAGGAAAUAUAAAUUCCUCAAAGAAGUUAUCGAUUCGAAUGUAGCAGCCACGAAUGUAACUGCCACUAUAGAAGGAAGUAUUCACGGUGACGUUGUUAUUCCAUAUUUGUAUUGGAUUUUAUUGAGUAUUAUUCCUGUUGGUCUGGGUUCAAUUCUUGUCACAUACAUUGAACCUAUAACCGCUGGCAGCGGUAUUCCACAAGUAAAAUGCUAUCUAAAUGGUGUAAAGAUCCCACGUAUUGUUCGAAUCAAAACACUAACAAUCAAAGCAGUUGGUGUUGUUACUUCGGUUGUUGGUGGUUUAACUGGUGGAAAGGAAGGACCAAUGAUCCAUGCCGGAGCUGUAGUAGCUGCUGGAAUAUCUCAAGGAAAAAGUACAACAUUCGUUAAAGAUUUCAAAAUCUUUAAAGGAUUUCGCGAUGAUCAUGAGAAACGUGAUUUUGUUUUGGGCGGUGCAGCUGCCGGUGUAGCAGCUGCUUUUGGAGCACCAAUUGGUGGUAUGCUUUUCUCUCUGGAAGAAGCAGCAAGUUUUUGGAAUCAAAAUCUCAUAUGGCGGACUUUAGUGGCAUCUGUUAUCAGUUCGUUUACGUUGAAUAUUGUUUUAUCAGCAUAUCAUAGUUUGAAAAACUUUACAUUCACUGGUCUUUUUAAUUUGGGAAAGUUUGACGACCCACUUACUUUUGAUUAUAUUGAAUUGCCAAUAUUUGUAAUGAUGGGAGUUACUGGUGGAAUAUUAGGAGCAAUGUGGAAUUCACUUAAUACGAGAAUUAAUCGUUUCCGAAAGAGAUGUGUUCGUCAGAAUUGGGCCAAAGUCUUCGAGGCAGUAUUAAUAUCCAUUGUUGGUGUAACAGCGGCUUGUAUUAUGGUUUAUUUGAUAAAUGAUUGCAGACCUUUGGGCAAUGAUCCCACAGACUAUCCAAUUCAGUUGUAUUGUGAGGAUAAUGAGUACAAUGCUGUAGCAUCACUUUGGUUUCAAACUCCUGAAGCGAGUGUAAAAUCAAUACUUCAUGAUCCACCUGGAUCACAUAAAUUUAUGACAUUGACCGUAUUUACUGUUAGUUAUUACAUCUUGUCUUGUUUAACAUUUGGAUUGAAUGUGUCGCUGGGAAUUUUCAUUCCAACUGUUUUAGUUGGAGCUGCAUGGGGUCGUUUGGUAUCAAUGGUUUUAUUUGAAGCAUUUCCUGAAGCAGUAUUUCUUCAUCCGGGAAAAUAUGCUUUAAUCGGAGCUGCUGCUCAUAUGGGAGGUGUUCUCCGAAUGACAAUAAGUCUUAGCGUAAUAUUAAUUGAAACAACUGGUGUUGAAACAAUAUUCUUCUUUCCCUUGAUCAUCACACUUAUCAGCGCUAAAUGGGUUGGAGACUAUUUCAAUGAGGGCAUUUAUGAUAUCCAAAUUCAUGUGAAUCAUGUUCCAAUACUUCCAUGGGAACCAACACGUUCUCAUCUGGGCCUAACAGCAUCGAAAAUAAUGAGCUCUCCUGUUGUUUGUAUAAAACUUCGUGAUAAAGCAAAGUAUAUUUACGAUGUUCUUAAAAAAUAUGACCACAAUGGAUUUCCAGUUGUUGAAGAUGUGCAAGGGAACGACAGAGCACAUGGCCGAGUUUGUGGUAUUAUCUUACGAUCUCAGCUCAUUGUUAUCUUACUAAAGAGCCUGUAUGAAGAGAAAAAACAGUUUUGGGAAAAUGAAGUUACUAUUCAGACGUUCCGGGAUGUUUAUCCGAGAUAUCCAUCAAUCGAUUGCGUUAAAAUGCAUUCAGACAAAGUUGAUUACACAGUUAACUUAGACAUUUUUAUGAAUCCUUCGCCUGUGAGGGCCAAUGAGUUUGAUACAGUACCAAGAAUAUUCAAUAAGUUUCGCGCCUUGGGCUUGAGGCAUAUAAUUGUGAUUGACAAGGAAAAUCGAGUUGUUGGAAUUAUAACACGGAAAGAUUUUUUAAAAUAAUUUAAUUGUUUUUUUUUUACGUUUUCACAAUUUUUAAAUUUUAAGAUUAUAAACUUUGAAGAAGUA